UUCUUAAAAGAUAUAUUAGUAGAUAAAAAAGUCAUAGAUUGGGAACUUGGAUACGCAAUGACCAUUCAUACUAGUCAAGGAAAGACUCUUAAGUUACCACAACGUAUUUGGGUCAUUGAUGAAAACCUAGCCUGGGAUAAUCUAAUAUAUUUGGCAGUUGGUCGUGUAGAAUAUUUAAGCCAACUCAUUCGGGUUGAAGCACCUCCAUUACCUCCUGAAAUUGCCCAAGAGAUUGAGGAGGCAAAAAAGAAAAAAUGGCUAGAACACGAAUUGAGGCCGUCUAUUCAAGAAAAACUUAUCAGAUAUAUGGGCCAGGAUAAAGAAAAAGGCCGUGAAUUUGAUCUAACAGUCGACUAUAUUCUUACAUUAAAACAUAUUCAAGAAGACAAAUGCGUAUUAUGUCUUAUUGAAAUGAAAUUCGAAUGGGAUCAGCCAGAAGAUAUAUCCCAGUAG
Molecule: messenger RNA, 453 nt
Organism: Racocetra persica
Lineage: Eukaryota; Fungi; Glomeromycota; Glomeromycetes; Diversisporales; Gigasporaceae
Source: the annotation of a GenBank genome assembly